AAUUACACACUUUUUGUGCAAUUAUGCAAAAACAAACAACUUGUUUAGUUAAUCGUUUUAUAUGAAUAAAUAAUCGCUAAUUUUGAUUCUUCUAAAUUGUUGGCCAUGUUGGCAACAAGGCAACAAUAACAAUGGCAGCCAGUUAACCUCACUUUGCAAAAAUCACAAAAAUGGUAUAAAAUGCCUUCGCAAUGGUCCUAACCAAGCAGAAAGUGUUCCGUUUCACGUUCACUCAUUUCUUUGCCGUUUUACUAACUGUGAUGUUCGUUAUAACCGUGUAUCUCCAAUUUAGGUUACUGACAGAGGAUCAUUGUAAUUGUUCCCGACCCGUCGUACAAUACGUCGCAAAACCCAAAUAUUACGUAAAUAGGAAUUACGACUCCAAUCACAAACUAGCAGUAUUAGUACCUUACCGUAAUAGGUUCGAGGAAUUAACCGAAUUCGUUCCAUAUAUUCACAAUUUCCUAAACGUACAGAAAAUCAACCACGAUAUUUUCAUCCUAAAUCAGGUGGAUAACUACCGUUUUAACCGCGCGUCGUUAAUUAACGUGGGUUACCUUGAAACUAAAUCAAAUUACGACUAUAUUGCCAUGCACGACGUUGAUUUGUUGCCUUUGAACAAAAACCUGACCUAUGCGUACCCCCAGCUGCCGUUUCACUUGGCGGCGCCCACCCUGCACCCCCGGUACCACUACGACAAGUUCAUAGGCGGGAUUUUGCUAAUUAACAGAGAACACUUCGGCCUGGUCAACGGGUUGUCGAACAAGUACUGGGGUUGGGGCUUGGAGGACGACGAGUUUUACGUAAGACUGAAGGACGCGAAUUUGAAUGUGACCCGUCCUGAGAACAUAUCAACCGGAACGAAAGACACUUUUAGACAUAUUCAUGGCAAGGACCGCAAGCGCGACACCACCAAGUGUUUCAACCAGAGGGAAGUGACGAGGAGACGUGACCGACAAACGGGGCUCCAUGACGUAAAGUACAAGGUAGUGAGUUACAAGUCCAUGACUAUUGAAGGCGCCCCCUUUAAUGUUGUCAACAUUGAGCUGUUUUGUGAUCGGACUAUAACCCCCUGGUGCGACUGCUCGGGGGAGAAGACUGCCAAAAAGAAGAAUUAAGCCCAGUGCCAUUUUAUUUAUUUUGUUGUGACUCUUUUUAUACUGGUUUAUGAAAUAAAACAAACUUUAACUCGUUACAA
This is a messenger RNA of Tribolium castaneum (red flour beetle), 1198 nucleotides long. RefSeq names its product beta-4-galactosyltransferase 7 (gene beta4GalT7). Gene Ontology annotation, molecular function: xylosylprotein 4-beta-galactosyltransferase activity. Gene Ontology annotation, biological process: proteoglycan biosynthetic process; carbohydrate metabolic process. Gene Ontology annotation, cellular component: Golgi apparatus. The record is from RefSeq and is a predicted model, not a curated record. NCBI's taxonomy places the organism in Eukaryota, Metazoa, Arthropoda, Insecta, Coleoptera, Tenebrionidae. The coding region runs from base 192 to 1118 and encodes 308 amino acids. The transcript has 4 exons.